AUGGCGAACACACUUUUCUUUGUUUCCCUUUCUCUCACUAUCGUUAGUGCUUUUUCAUUCCUUCCAUUCCUCGCGCAUGCGAUCUCUUCUUGCAAUGGCGCAUGUCGUACCCUUAAUGAUUGUGCUGGCCAACUCAUUUGCAUCAAUGGCAAGUGCAACGAUGACCCUGAUGUCGGGACUCAUCUAUGCUCUGGAGGUAGUGGCCAGCCCAGCAAGGGGACUUGCCAGCCCUCAGGCAACCUCGUGUGUGGAGGCAAAUCCCACGUUCAGUACAAGUGCUCGCCUCCAGUGACAUCCUCCACCCGUGCCCGGCUCAAACUUAACGAUUUCAGCGAAGGCGGUGACGGCGGGGGGGCAUCAGAGUGCGACGGCUGA
This is a messenger RNA of Juglans microcarpa x Juglans regia, 375 nucleotides long. RefSeq names its product kiwellin-like. The coding region runs from base 1 to 375 and encodes 124 amino acids. The record is from RefSeq and is a predicted model, not a curated record. The transcript has a single exon. NCBI's taxonomy places the organism in Eukaryota, Viridiplantae, Streptophyta, Magnoliopsida, Fagales, Juglandaceae.